GUUGCCAAUGUUUUCAGUGACUCAUAUUAGGGAGCACGGCGCUGUACUAAUUCAGUAAAAAGCAAACUGCCGAGGAUACCUCCCGGGUCUCGGUGUGACCUCAGCCCUGACGCGCAGACGAGGCCCAAUAUGAAGGAAUUAACACCAAUAAUACUUGAACACAAGUGUUGGCAACCCACGACUUUCAUAAGCACAAAGAAAUAAACCACGGCACGUCAUUAGCGUCCAGUUAAAUGACGCACAUGUGAGGGGAGGAACAACGCUACAAGUCAAGGAGUCAACUAUAAAAGAUGGGGUCUAUUCACCAGACCGAUCAAGUUCCAUUCGGUGGGAAGACCUUAGAAGGAAACCCAUUGGCUUCGCUGAGCGGUGAAGUGCAAAGGUGUUGAUAAGCAUGCUUUGGAGCCCCACAGCUUGUGUACUUCUGUUGGCGCUGGUUGCGUGCAGGGGCGAGCAGGGGGACGCCAUCAGCAGAGUGCUCCAGUCCAGGGACUAUGGAGUCAAGCUGUGCGGAAGGGAGUUCAUACGUGCCGUCAUUUUCACCUGCGGAGGCUCCCGAUGGAAGAGACUCAACAUGGCAGACGAUGCCUUCCAGCGGAGUCCCGACCGUGACGAGCAGCCCGCUAUCCACAACCUUCUUCACCGGCGCCGCUCCUCCGCCUUUUCUUCCGAUUCUGGAACCGAAGUCUUGACCGUUCACACGCAUCAGAGCAAGAGAAACGAACCUGAAUGGUUCAAUGUUUUGGGCGCGCUGGCAAAGUUGCAUCCUCGAAUCGGCGACGACGACAGCAGCAGGGGAAGGCGGCACUUUUCUCAAGGUGUCGCUGGCGUCUGCUGUAGCCAAGGUUGCACUCGAAAUGAUAUAGGACGCUUGUGUUGAGUUGUUUAUCAACGCUCUGUUGUCUCGGAAUUAAAAUGUCCAGAUUUUGUUUGGGGGUAAAAACGUUUUCAUUUUUUUUCAUCUAACUGAUCACAUGAAACAACACUGUUGCAUGAAUGCCCACAUUUGGCCAGUCAGGGAUAAAUAACCACAUUUAUCAAAAAGCUGGAGUUGAAAAAGGAAGCUGAUGCAAAAUAAAAAAAAUCGACAAUAUUGCAAUAUACAAAGGUGUGUUUCAAUAAAUUAUUCAAUGUUGGGAAAUUUAUCUCAUUAGGGUAGGAGUUAAAACAAGCAUGAAAAUGGGUGAGGGGUUAAAAAGGUCAGGUUUUUUUUUUUUUUUUUACUAAUUUAGCAAUGAAAUUUUUGAUGUUUAUUAAUUCAUAAAUUUUUUGGGGAAAACUUAAAUUCUUUAAUAAAGUGCAAAUAAACACCUAAAUAACAAUAAAUCACAAAUAAACAAUGAGGUCAAAUGCUGAUAGCAUUAACUAGUGCAAAAGAAUGGAAUGUCAACAGAUUCAGAACACUGAAUUUGCCUUUCCAACAUGAUUCAAUUCUUAAAAAAAUAUCUAGCAUUAAUAGUAUAGUAUACUACUACCAUAUAUAUAAAAUAGUAUUAUAGUCAUUGCCAAUCAGAUUUUUCAUAAAGGGUGUCAUUUUAAAGCUAUUCUUAAUGUAGAAUCUGAAUUCUAAAGUACCGGUAUGUGGGAUUAACUCCAGAAAUCGUUAUUUAUAUGAUGAACAUGACGCGCUUUUAUUUUUGAAAUGUUCACCGGAAGUACGUUCCCUAAACAGCUAACUUAACACUACGCAAAAAAAAAGCUUUUACUUUUUUUGUCAUUGCAUGUGGUGUCAGUAAGAUUUUUUUUUUAAAAUUUGUUUGCAAAUGCUGUUAAUCAGCGAUUUUUCAUGUUUGAAGUGUCACUUUUUAACUGCAAGUUUGCGUUUUGGAGAAGACUGCUAAUGUUUCAUAGCAGGCUAAAGUAGGUUGUCUUUUUUUCCCCAUUGGCCCCAAUGUAGCAAUGCUAAUGUUUACAGUGUUUAAUAUAAAUGUGUUUCCUUAUGUUGUAUGUCUGAACUUUAAUUAUAUGGCGUGCUGAUGACCAAUCUGUGAAAAGAACUGGAGUCUCUUAUGCCAUGAACAUGCUCGUGUGCACGCACACACGCACUUAAUAAAACGCAGCUGUGAAAAUGACCACCCUCAUUUUUAUUUACCGUGCGAUAAAUGGACUUAUUGCAUAUCGCGACAGGCUUAGCAACUUCAAUAAAAAUGUCAUUAGUUAGUUAGAGGGACUUACGA
This is a messenger RNA of Corythoichthys intestinalis (scribbled pipefish), 2177 nucleotides long. Its product is annotated as relaxin-3-like. Lineage: Eukaryota; Metazoa; Chordata; Actinopteri; Syngnathiformes; Syngnathidae. Gene Ontology annotation, cellular component: extracellular region. Gene Ontology annotation, molecular function: hormone activity; G protein-coupled receptor binding. The transcript has 2 exons. The coding region runs from base 395 to 880 and encodes 161 amino acids. The record is from RefSeq and is a predicted model, not a curated record.